Molecule: messenger RNA, 2693 nt
Organism: Callorhinus ursinus (northern fur seal)
Lineage: Eukaryota; Metazoa; Chordata; Mammalia; Carnivora; Otariidae
Source: RefSeq, a predicted model, not a curated record
AUCGGGACUAGGGAAAAACUGCUAGCUUUGGUGUGACUUGGUAAUACAAAAGCUGUGGUUGCUUCCCGAGGGGCAGAGUGCAAGGGAAAGCUUUUCAGCCUAGGGGAAAGAAGAUUCCUGGCAGAAAGCCCAAAAGGGCAGACUGCUUCCUCUCCCAGGUGUUCCCUAGAACGGAAAACACUACCUUGGGUAACUUGGGCAAAACAAGAAUGAACAAGAUGAUACUUCCCUGCCAGAGACUGUUCAAUGACCAGUGAUGACUAUGCGACAGGGGCCCAGCUAGUCUAGGAGGCAGCCAUUUGUCCCCCUUUACAUAAUGUAAGGCAGAGAAACCAAGAUGUAGUGUGAAAAGGGACUUGCCCACGCUUAUGGAUUGAGGUGGAGCAGACAUUAUGACACUUUCUCAAGCCAGGGGCUCCUCCCAGAGGUGACCAGCCUUUCCCCACCCAUGCUCCAGGCCUGCCUAGACCUGUAGUUGCUGCCCAGGGAGCUAAGUCUCCUCCCCAAACAUAAACUUAAUCUUGUAAACUCAGUAAACCUGGCCUUUCCGCUCUGCCUCUGGCUUUGUUUCAUCCUCCUUUCCCUUCCCCUGCUCUCUGUCCUGUCUCUUGCAGGUCCUGGCUGGCAUGUCAGGAAAGGGGUCCGCUCCCAUGGCCUACUCUGGGGAGCCAGGGCUCCUGUUCUGUGGGUCCUGUGACAUGGUUUUCCGCUCCUGGGAGCUGUUGGCCACCCACACUCAGCGCUUCUGCAUUGGCCGUCCGACCCGAGAGGUGGUGCCACAAGAACACCAGGGCCUCCCAGAGCAGGAGGCCAGCAAAUUGGCUACUAAGAAGCUAACAGAAGAGGUGCAGCGACUGCGGCUGUACCUACAGGAAAUGCGACCCUGGAUAACAGAGGUCUCCAGGGGAUUAGAAGGGCCCCGGAGCCAAACUGAGGUGAAGACUCAGGGCCCCACCCCCGAAGCUGCUGGAAACCCUGGCGAGCGGCUUCGGGCGCUGCAGGGGACUCACGCAAAGCGGGUGGCGGAGACGGAGUCACAGAGCCGGGCCCUGGAGCGACGCAGCGAGGAAUUGAGCCAACGCCUCCAAGGUUUGGCCCAGACCCGGGGCGGAAUAUCACGCCUUUUCGGUCUGGAGCGGGAGCUUCGAGAACUCCGGGCAGAAGCCGGGCGAACGCGGGGAGCUCUAGAAGUGCUAGGUGCGCACGUUCAGCAGCUACAGCCGGAGCCUGGGACCCGGCUCAACGCCUUGCGAGAGGCAGAACUCUGUUGUCCGGUGCUACAGGCCAACCCAGGGACUCUGGCUGCCGAGAUCGGGGCCCUGCGUGAGGCCUACGUUCGAGGCGGGGGCCGGAACCCCGGCCUUCUGGGCCAGAUAUGUCAGUUGCAGGUGGAGGCAUCAGCGCUGGAGCUGCGGCGGCUGCGGACCUGCAGAGGAAGACGGGCAGGUGCCGCACUGGGGGAGCUUCUAGUGGUGGAAGCCGAAAACCGGCGCCUGGAGGCAGAAAUCCUGGCCUUGCAGAUGCAGAGGGACGCAGGCCCUGCGUCCUGGGGGCCUAGCGAGCCUCGACCCGUGGUGAAUCCCCCCCGACGCCUGGGGAGGAGGGAAGAUCCCCCGCGCCUCCCGCCGCCGGUGGCUCCCCCGCUACCUCCACUCUUACCCCACCCACAGCUGCAGGUUCCUGGCACCCUGACCAGGAACCCUGGCCUGGAUCCAUACUUUCUCCUGCCGGCUCCUGACGUUCUGGGCCCUGCACCCUAUGACCCUGGGGCAGGGCUGGUCAUUUUCUAUGACUUCCUUCGGGGCCUUGAGGCUUCUUGGAUUUGGGUGCAACUCACGACUGGCCUGACACGAGACGGACAGGACACAGGAGGGGCCACAGCAUUGCCCCCAGCCCUUUGCUUGCCCCCACCUCCAGCUCCUGGGCCCACGGGCAACUGUGCCAUCCUUGCCAGCAGGCAGCCCGUACCCAGGCUGCCACCUUCACCAUCAGCAGCCCUGGUCUGUGAGCUACAGGCCUGGCAGGGGCUGGCAUGGGCUAGGGAACCACAGCCAAAGGCUUGGGCCUCAUUGGUGCUAUUUGACCGGGAUCAAAGGGUGCGAAGUGGCCGUUGGCGUCUUCCACUUCGGGCCCUUCCUCUGGACCCCAGCCUUACCCCUGGACAGUUGAAUGGGAUUCCCCAGGUAGGUGAGGUUGAGCUCUUUCUACGACUGGUUAAUGCAAGAGAUGAAGGUGUCCAGACACUGGCCGAGAUCAACCCAGCAAGUGCCCAGGAGUACCAGUACCUACCUCCGCUGAGCAAGUCACCUGCACUGGAAGCAAGCUCCCUUGCCCCAAAAGCUGGCUUUGUUGACCCUCCUCCUCCUGCAGAAGAGCCCUCAGCAGCAGAGUCAAAGAUAGAUGGUUUGGGCCCUCAUCACAGCUUUGACCCACCCCCUCUGGCUUUCUGAAUCUAGGAGAAUGUGGUCAUGAGUAGCUUAACAGGCUCAGAACUAGGACUUAGAUGAGGCUUGUUGCCAGACCUGCAGCUUUACUACUACACGUUCUCAAGAGGGUCUAGAAGCAAAUAGCAGAUACAAGCUCAAAAUAGGAGGUCCAAUCACAGCUUUACCACCUUCCACAAAUACUUGGCCUUUAUCAGUUUUCCUCUUGUAAAACAGAUGUGAGGAUUAAAUGGAUGUCAGGUAUUUUCA